Molecule: messenger RNA, 270 nt
Organism: Psammomys obesus (fat sand rat)
Lineage: Eukaryota; Metazoa; Chordata; Mammalia; Rodentia; Muridae
Gene: Smim41
Product: small integral membrane protein 41
Exons: 1
Coding region: 1-270 (89 amino acids)
Source: RefSeq, a predicted model, not a curated record
AUGAACGGCUCCCAGGUGGGAGCCUCGGCCAAGGCCGCCUGGCUGAGCUGCUGCAACCAGUCGGGGUUGCCACUUGGGACCCCAGAGGGGCCACGCAUGGCGCAGGCAGUAGUGCUGGGCGUGCUGUCGCUCCUGGUGCUCUGCGGGAUCCUGUUCCUGGGUGGUGGGCUCCUCCUGCGAGCCCAGGGUCUGACAGCCCCGUUGGCUCGAGAGAGGACUGCAUCACAGGAGGCUGAGCCCGGUGCCUGUGCGGGGGAUGAUGACUCUUGA